Pygocentrus nattereri (red-bellied piranha) is the source of this 3207-nucleotide messenger RNA. It is a transcript of the gene marchf5, whose product is annotated as membrane-associated ring finger (C3HC4) 5. Gene Ontology annotation, molecular function: zinc ion binding. The record is from RefSeq and is a predicted model, not a curated record. The transcript has 6 exons. The coding region runs from base 335 to 1180 and encodes 281 amino acids. Lineage: Eukaryota; Metazoa; Chordata; Actinopteri; Characiformes; Serrasalmidae.
GGUGACGCAGUGCGCGUCUCCGCGUUGCCUCUCAGUCAAAGAGCAGUAAAUGGAGUCAAGCGGUCACGACACGAAACUAUUAAUAACGAAUAAAGUUUUAGUUAUGUGUAACAGAAGUUUAAUGAGUAGGGCAUAUUUGUAGUGUGACAAGGUUAGUGUAUACCGUGGAUGUAGCUGGCUAGCUGUGCAGCGAGGGUUUGUUUCGGUGUCUUCUCGUCCUCGCUAAGGCCUUUCUAGCUCCGGCUGCUGUGUAGCGUUUGUUUAGCUAACGGUAACGUUUUUAAACAUCCAGCGAUUCAGUUGAGCAUUUGGACGCCUGAGCACACAAGGCGACAUGACAGACGAGAGUGCCGUUGUAAUGCAACAGAUUUUAGACAGGAGUUGCUGGGUGUGUUUUGCCACAGAUGAGGACGAUCGUACAGCUGAGUGGGUUAGACCGUGUCGAUGCCGUGGCUCCACCAAGUGGGUGCACCAGGCCUGCCUGCAGCGCUGGGUGGAUGAGAAGCAGCGGGGCAACAGCACAGCCCGUGUAGCCUGUCCUCAGUGCAAUGCUGAGUACCUCAUCGUCUUCCCCAAGCUUGGGCCGGUGGUGUAUGUACUAGAUCUGGCAGAUAGACUAAUCUCCAAGGCCUGUCCAUUUGCUGCAGCUGGAAUCAUGGUGGGCUCCAUCUACUGGACCGCAGUCACAUAUGGAGCUGUCACUGUUAUGCAGGUGGUGGGCCAUAAGGAGGGCUUGGAUGUGAUGGAGAGGGCUGACCCUCUGUUUCUACUCAUCGGCCUGCCCACUAUACCAGUCAUGCUAAUUCUAGGCAAGAUGAUUCGCUGGGAGGACUACGUGCUCCGCCUUUGGAGGAAGUAUUCCAACAAGCUGCAGAUCCUCAACAGCAUCUUCCCAGGGAUUGGUUGUCCAGUGCCCAGAAUCCCUGCUGAGGCGAGUCCACUGGCUGAUCACGUGUCGGCUACUCGCAUCCUGUGUGGAGCCCUGGUGUUUCCCACUAUCGCCACUAUUGUGGGCAAGCUCAUGUUCAGUAGUGUCAACUCCAACCUGCAAAGGACCAUCCUGGGCGGAAUUGCAUUUGUGGCAAUUAAAGGGGCGUUUAAGGUGUACUUCAAGCAGCAGCAGUACCUCCGACAAGCCCAUCGCAAGAUCCUCAACUUCCCAGAGCAGGAGGAGGCCUGAGUGGGGCAAAGAGAGUGACCACGCCCCUUACAGACUGAGAAAUCACCAAUACCUCCAUGCCACCUGCACCAUCUCCUCUGUGUGCUUGUGUGCUGCAGAGUCAAUACCGCUCGCUGCUGCUGCUGCGAUCAGCUCUACCCUGGUGACCAUAUUUGGAUUUUAUAGCGUAUGCAUUUGAGGCUAGAGAUGUGGACAGAGGUUGACAAGUGUUGCACCACACAUCAACAGUGCACCUAGUGGUUCACAGAAGCUGUUCAUUUUUGUCCCUCUCCCUAAAAAUGUGAUCUUUUUUUCCCCCCCCUCAUCUGUUUGGUUGAAGAUCUAGGCUUUCUCUCCAGUUGUGUAAGUAAUCAGAACUGAGAGAGGUUCCUUCUUUUCUGUAUUUUAUAGGUUGUGGUAUUUUAAAUUGAGUGGAAUGUGUUAGUUUUAUGUGAAUAAAUGAUCCUUUUAUGUUACUCUGACAAUGAGAUGGAUUAGAAAUGUCCUCAUCCACAUAAGUGACUUGGCUUUGACCGGUUGUAUUAAUGAAUCAGUGACUCUGGGGGGGGUGAUUGUACAAUUCUAGAAGCAUUUAUUUAUAUCCCCCCUAUAGUGUGUUUUCUCUUUAAAUCUUAGAAUAUCAGGCUGUUUCUGGACAGAGAUUAAGCUGAUCUACAGAAACAUUUGAGGAAUUUAACACUAAAAUGAAAAAUACUCUGAACAGUAUUGAUGUCGGUCCAGAAACUAUCCCAGUUCUCGAGAGCAGGAGCAUAGCUGUGGAAAGCUGACGGGGAAAACUGUAUGACAGCCAUGACUAAUGCUAAAUAUUUUGCCUUCUGACUUAAACAAGAGGCUUUUCAAGUCUAAUCAUUAUCACUUUUGUGUAAUCAUAUUGAUUAUAAAUUGCAUUCGACGUCACUAAUCAACAUGUGCACAGACUUUUAAGACACGUAAGGCUGGUGGUGAUUUUUCUGUUCACUAAAUUAGUUGUCCUUUGCUCUCAUUACAGAAUCGGAAGAGUACCCCAAAAAACACUUAUUUUACUUCCGUGCUAUUUGAGUCCGAUAACUUCAAAUGUUAUUUAGAAGUAACAGCGAAAGGCUAGCACUAACAUUUCAGGAGCUCUUCCAGCAUGAUCCAAGAAGAAAGGUCCCUGAGAACCCCUCAACAUGAGGCUGUUCAGAUUGCUUUGUCAUUGCAUCACCAUGUGGAGAAGAUGAUUUAAAAUCAUAAAUCACUUGAAACAGAGGCCUCAGCUGUGCGGACAAUGUUCGACUGUCCUAACCUGUCCUCUUUGUAGCUGCAUCAUGCGUGAUGUUUCAUGACGCUGUCUAUACGGGACUGGAAGCAUUAGUAAUCUUUCUCCUCUGUACUCCUGAGAUUGCUCGUCUUUUUUAAAUGCGUUGAAGGAGUCGCUGCUGAACUCCUGGAGAACAUGUGGCUUAUGUGGAUUAUUAUACUGAAAGAUCUGUAAGAUCUAACAAUGGUGAAAAUGCCAAAUGUGCCGGUUUAGGCGUGUGGAUGGAUUCAAGCGAUGAUUUAUGUGAUCACUACUAACCUUUGUGCAUCUGUGACCGCUGGUUUGUACAUGAUAUGAUCAACAGAGGAAAGUGAGAACCAUCAGUGUAUUAUUUAAUUUUUUUUUUGUAAAUAUAGCAUGCCAAUAACAGACCCAUUAUGUGGAGAUGGAAAGAAGUAAGCCUACUGAACAUGGUAGGGGACACGUUAUAUCAGCCUUUAGUAACCGAUUUGCUACAUCAGGCAUCAAACUCUGAAUAGAACUAAUACCCCAUGAAAUGCUGUACAUAUAAUGAAGACAUGAUUUGAUGUAACUACUCUACCCAGCUCUUUGCCAUCCAAUAGACUAAUAUAUUCCAAAGUGUGUCUGAUAAGAUUUGUUUAUUCUAGGUAAACGGCUCACGUCUUCAAACAGAAACUGUAAUGCCAAACACAAGACUGAUGUAUAAAUGUAUGCAUUGUAUAUACAGAUAUGUCUGAAUUUACAGUUAUGGUUGAUUUGUGAAUAAAUGUAUUUUUCCAAUGCCUGA